AUGGUGUUUGUUUAUGACAAGGGAGUCUUGAAGUUUUUAUGUUCUUAGAAGUUGUACAAUAAUCAAGGUCAUUUUUAGAAAGGAUUUUAGCUUAUCUACCUGUAGUUUAUGUAAUCACUGAUUUAUAUUCAUUAAAAUCGAAUAGUCUUUUAAAAUGGUUAACGCUCGGGCAUUGCAUUUCGUUUUCAAAAUAGCCGAUAGAAAAUUAACUUCGAAAUUCUAUCGAGAAAUUCUAGGAAUGAAAGUACUUCGUCAUGAGGAAUUCACGGAAGGGUGCGAAGCCACAUGUAAUGGACCUUAUGCAGGAAGAUGGAGUAAAACCAUGGUUGGCUACGGCCCGGAAGAUACUCAUUUUGCCGUCGAGCUUACAUAUAAUUAUGGAGUAGAGGGUUACGAUAUUGGAAAUGAUUUCAUGGGUAUUACAAUUAAAUCUAAAGAGGCUUUAGAACGAGCAAAAGCAAAUGAUUGGCCCAUAAACAAUGGAAACACUCUUAUUGCACCGGAUGGGUACAAAUUCUUUAUAUUGGAUGAACCUCAGCCACAAAACGCCGAUCCAGUUCAAAAAGUAACACUAGCAAGCUCAUCAUUGAAAAAUACAAUCGAAUAUUGGAAUAAAAUUUUGGGAUUAAAAAUCUUCAAUGAAACACCAAAAAGCGUAGAAUUAGGAUUUGCUGACAAUCAAGCAAAAUUAGAAUUUAUUGAUAUCGGAACAGAAGUAAAUCAUGCCAAAGCUUAUGGUCGUAUUGCAUUUGCUUGUUCGGAUGAAGAUCAAGAAACUAUUAACAAUGCUAUACAAAAAGCAAAUCAUAAAAUUCUAACGCCAUUAAUAAGUCUCGAUACACCAGGAAAAGCAACUGUUCGGGUUAUUAUCUUAGCAGAUCCUGAUGGCCAUGAAAUUUGUUUUGUAAAUGAUGGGCCAUUCAGGGAAUUAUCUCAAGUAGACCCUAAAGGAACUGAACUCUUGGAUAGAUAUAUUUCAAAAGACAAAUCUAGAGAAUAAGUUAGGGACAACUUAUAUUUUUUCAGUAUUUUCAGCAUAAAAUAAAAUUUAAUUUUAAAUUGUU
This is a messenger RNA of Chrysoperla carnea, 1064 nucleotides long. Its product is annotated as glyoxalase domain-containing protein 4. The coding region runs from base 155 to 1000 and encodes 281 amino acids. The record is from RefSeq and is a predicted model, not a curated record. The transcript has 5 exons. Lineage: Eukaryota; Metazoa; Arthropoda; Insecta; Neuroptera; Chrysopidae.